Danaus chrysippus (African queen) is the source of this 375-nucleotide messenger RNA. Lineage: Eukaryota; Metazoa; Arthropoda; Insecta; Lepidoptera; Nymphalidae. The record is from the annotation of a GenBank genome assembly.
AUGCCGCCUAAAACCAGCGGUAAGGCAGCCAAGAAGUCCGGCAAAGCUCAAAAGAACAUCUCCAAAUCCGACAAGAAGAAGAAGAAGCACAAGAGGAAGGAGAGCUACGCUAUCUACAUCUACAAGGUUCUGAAGCAAGUGCAUCCCGACACCGGUAUAUCAAGUAAGGCCAUGUCGAUCAUGAACUCUUUCGUGAACGAUAUAUUCGAACGUAUAGCCGCCGAAGCGUCACGUCUCGCACACUACAACAAGAGAUCCACCAUAACGUCCAGGGAGGUCCAGACCUCCGUGAGAUUGUUGCUGCCCGGCGAGUUGGCCAAACACGCCGUCAGUGAAGGAACGAAGGCCGUCACGAAGUACACCAGUUCCAAGUGA